This is a messenger RNA of Mercenaria mercenaria, 566 nucleotides long. RefSeq lists its product as uncharacterized. The record is from RefSeq and is a predicted model, not a curated record. Lineage: Eukaryota; Metazoa; Mollusca; Bivalvia; Venerida; Veneridae. The transcript is spliced from 4 exons. The coding region runs from base 128 to 490 and encodes 120 amino acids.
GGCAGAUAAGAUUGUCUUGUAUGCUUUAAAUAUUUCACACAAAGUAGGAGAAAUUUUCUUCGACAAAGGUUUUUACACGUGCACUUGCAGUUGUACUUGUCUCUACAUACAUCGACUGUUGAUAAUAAUGCUUGCGUGGACCUUGCUAUUGCUUUUGAUAGCAUGUACUUGGUAUUCCGACGCGGCAACAACAAUGAUGCCAAUGAUGACUACUCAUCCAGAGGCGUCUAAAUUCGAAUCAUUUCAGUUCCAGUUUGAUGGUAUAACGGGGAUGUUGGCGGUCCGAUCAUUGAACAAAUGUUAUAUUUGGCAAAUCACAAGCACAGAGCACCAACAGAUACACACUGACGAUGGACUUAGAAAUGUCGAGAUACGAGUGUUGAAGGAGAUAGAAAAUGCUUACUUCACUGUUGUACCAAAGGCUAUUUUACAUCCAAGCAUAGUAGGAGCGUGUUCCAAAAUCGCAAAUCAUUUUUAUCUUGUGCAUUAACAAUGACUGAAAUAGUGGAUUAUCAAAUUAGAAAUGUUUAUCUUAUUGGUGUCACUCUAUUAAUAAAAAUAUCAUU